Molecule: messenger RNA, 2761 nt
Organism: Myripristis murdjan (pinecone soldierfish)
Lineage: Eukaryota; Metazoa; Chordata; Actinopteri; Holocentriformes; Holocentridae
Product: protocadherin beta-3-like
Exons: 1
Coding region: 87-2546 (819 amino acids)
Biological process (GO): homophilic cell-cell adhesion
Cellular component (GO): plasma membrane
Molecular function (GO): calcium ion binding
Source: RefSeq, a predicted model, not a curated record
ACAGAGCUCAGCUCGAGAAGCAGGGAACUGGCGGAUGACUACAACAUUUUCAUUUGGAUAUAUAUGUUUAUAAUUUGCCUAUCAUAAUGCCGAAAGUACACAUGCACAUAUAUACGGGAUGGUUAGUUAGGCAACCGAUUUACUUAAGUUGGUUGCUGCAUUUUUCUAUUUUUAGUCUUUUUGGUGCAUCGUUUGGAGAGGUCCGUUACGUGCUUCCAGAGGAGAUGCAGCGCUUGUCUGUUAUCGGGAAUGUUGCGAAGGAUCUGAACUUGAAAGUGACCGAGCUUGAUGCGCGUCGAGCCCGGGUUGUUGCAGACGGUACGAGGCAGCUGUGUGAACUGGAUACCGGGUCGGGCAAUCUUUUGAUUAGCCAGCGAAUAGACCGUGAGGAGCUAUGCGCGCAAGCUACUGUGUGCGUCCUGCAGUACCAGCUUUUACUUGAAGAUCCACUUAAAGUAUAUAGCCUCGUUUUAGAUAUACAAGAUGUCAACGACAACAGUCCAGUUUUCGCUACCGGAGAGAUAAAUCUGGAUUUAGUUGAAUCAACAAUUCUGGGGAGGCGCUUUCCGUUGGAGAGCGCGCAUGACCCCGAUCUGGACACAAAUUCAGUUCGUGAAUAUAAGUUGAGUCCCAAUGAACAUUUCGCCCUGGAAAUGAGUAUGGAAAUGAAUGGCAAUGUGUAUCCGGAACUUGUCCUAAAAAAGACUCUCGAUCGAGAGACCCAAGCUGAACAUACACUGAUAAUCAAUGGGAUUGACGGUGGCAAUCCAGUCAGAACAGGAACUGCGUCCAUCCAUAUCCGUGUUUUGGAUGCCAAUGAUAAUGCCCCAGUUUUUAGCCAAAGAGUUUACAAAGCAUCUGUGCUAGAGAAUACAGUCAAAGGGGCUUUGAUUCUGAAGCUGAAUGCCACAGAUUUAGAUGAAGGUGUUUAUGGGGAUGUGUCAUACUCUUUCAGUCAUGUAUCAGAUAAAACGAAAGGACUUAUUGAAAUUGACCCACAAACCGGGGAGGUCCGGGUGGCAGGUCUCAUUGACUAUGAAGAAGCUGGUACGCACGAGCUGGAUGUCCAGGCUAAAGAUGGCGGCGGUCAAACAUCGCACUGCAAAGUUAUAAUUGAUGUUAUUGACACGAAUGACAAUAAGCCCGUGAUAGAAGUAAAAUCUGCCUCCGCCACAGUGGCUGAGGACUCCAAACCAGGAACUAUGGUGGCUCUAAUUAACGUUUAUGAUCUGGACACUGGAAAUAGCGGGCGGGUUAUGUGUGCAAUCUCGGACAAUGUUCCAUUUAAACUGAUAUCAGAGGUAAAGAAUUAUUACAUGUUAGUGACUGACGAUAUGUUAGACAGAGAGGUACACUCAGACUAUAACAUCACAGUGACUGCUACCGAUGCGGGCACUCCAUCUCUCUCCAGUGUAAAGUUAAUAACUAUCAUGGUCAGUGAUAUCAAUGACAACCCUCCGACUUUUACGCAGGGCGAGUACAUUGCCAGUGUUUGGGAAAACCAACCCGUUGGCACGUUUGUAAUGAAACUGAAAGCCGAAGACAUUGAUGACGGUUCGAAUGCUAAGAUAUCAUACUUUGUUUCGAAGGACACGAACCCAGAAAUGUCAUCGUUCCUUACAAUCAACUCAGCAACGGGAGAGCUCUUCACAUCGCGCCUCUUCGAUUACGAACAAUCAGUUUAUUUCCAAAUGCGCGUGACGGCUCGAGAUGAAGGCGAUCCCCCACUUUCUGGCACUUGCACAGUAAACGUCUUCAUAGGGGACCAUAAUGAUAACUCACCUGUUGUCUUAUAUCCUGUUCAAGCCGCCGGGUUUAUUGCUGAAGACAUGGUGCCAGUAGAAGCACCUAAGGGUUACCUAGUCACUAAAGUGGUUGCCGCAGACGCUGACUCUGGACACAACGCUUGGCUUUCCUACAAAAUUAUCAAAGCAACGCAGCCUAACCUGUUUACUGUAGAUCUGCACACAGGAGAGAUUAGAACAGUGCGAGCGUUCCUAGAGGAUGACGAACCAAAACAAACCAUUGUGAUCUUAAUAAAGGAUAACGGGCCCGAAUCUCUCUCUGCCACUGCCACAGUCAGCAUAGCAAUUGGUGAUGGACUGCCUGUUUUAAAGGAACUCUUUGACCUUACAGAUGAAUCGCAAGGCGCAGAUAACCUAACUCUGUAUUUGAUAUUCGCUCUGGCAACUGUUUCCUCUCUUUUCAUCCUCUUAAUCGGUGCAGUGAUUUAUUUCAAGCUCUGCCGGCGUGGUUAUGUGUACCGAUCCACCACCGCCAGUCUCCCCGUUUUCCCCACGACAUACUGCCCUCCUAGCUACACUGAUGCAAGCCGGUGCGGGACCAUUUUUAAAGAUGAGCGGUACGAUUCCUUUUUGACCACUGGCUCAUGGAGAGGUGACUUUCGUUUCGGGUCUAACAUAGACACCGACACACUGAAGAAAAGAAGUGCAGCUUAUCAAAAAAAUACCCUAAGGCGAAUCAGUGCAGACAGGGCUUCUAGUCUGAAGGUGAGGGCAGGUCAUCCUUGUUACAUGAUCACUUGAGAGCCAGAUAUAACAAAUAAUUAAAUAUUGUUAAAUAAACCCUGUGAAUUCAAGUGAAACCUUGAUUUUCUUUGUUGCAUAUUGUUUCAAAAUGUACCUUUUCAUGAUUGCAAAUUGAAUAUUCCUUGUCAUUUUUUUUAAUGGUCAUUAAGAGAAAGAAAUCAAGAUAUUUUUGCAGAGGUAUAUGAAAAUACAUGUUUUCAGUGUACCUUGAC